AUGGGCAUGGUGGGUCACAGGGGUAAGUCAAGUCUGGAGAGACCCAAGGCCAAGGCCACCAGAUGCCCUGUCUUAACUCUACAGCUCUGUAUCCUCAGUCUCCAGACCUCUAGUAUAUCAGCGCUCAGUCGCCCCAGGCAGAGUCAGUCGCCCAGCAGAGUCAGUCGCCCCAGCAGAGUCAGGUCGCCCCCAGCAGAGUCAGUCACCCCCAGCAGAGUCAGUCCGCCCAGCAGAGGUCAGUCGCCCCCAGCAGAGUCCAGUCGCCCCAGCAGAAGUCAGUCGCCCCCAGCAGAGUUCAGUCGCCCCGCAGAGUCAGUCGCCCCCAGCAGAGUCAGUCGCCCCCCAGCAGAGUUGUCGCCCCCAGCAGAGUCAGUCGCCCCAGCAGAGGUUCAGUCGCCCCCAGCACAGUCAGCUCGCCCCCAGCAAGUCCGUUCGCCCCCAGCAGAGUCAGUCGCGCCCCAGCAGAGUCAGGUCGCCCCCAGCAGGAGUCAGUCGCCCCCAGCAGAGUCAUCGCGCCCCAGCAGAGUCAGUCGCCCCCAGCAGAGUCCGUCCCCCAAGCAGAUCAGUCGCCCCACAGAGCAGUCGCCCCCAGCAGAGUCAGUCGCCCCCAGCAGAGUCAGUCGCCCCCAGCAGAGUCAGUCGCCCCCAGCAGUCCAGUCGCCCCCAGCAGAGUCAGUCGCCCCAGCCAGAGUCAGUCGCCCACAGCAGAGUCAGUCGCCCCCAGCGAGUCAGUCCCCCCAGCAGAGUCAGUCGCCCACCGCAGAGUCAGUCGCCCCCAAGCAGAGUCAGUCGCCCCAGCAGAGUCAGUCCCCCCAGCAGAGGUCAGUCGCCCCAGCAGAGUCAGUCGCCCCCAGCAGAGUCAGUCGCCCCCAGCAGGAGUUCCCGUCGCCCCCCAGCAGAGUCGUCGCCCCCAGCAGAGUCAGUCCGCCCCCAGCAGAGUCAGUCGCCGCCCCCAGCAGAGUCAGUCGCCGCCCCCAGCAGAGUCAGUCGCCGCCCCAGCAGAGUCAGUCGCCGCCCCAGCAAGAGUCAGUCGCCGCCCCCAGAGCAGAGUCAGUCGCCCCCCAGCAGAGUCCGUCGCCGCCCCCAGCAGAGUCAGUCGGCCCCCAGCAGAGUCAGUUCGCCCCCAGCAGAGUCAGUCGCCCCCAGCAGAGUCAGUCGCCCCAGCAGAGUGUGCAGUCGCCCCCAGCAGAGUCAGUCGCCCCCCAGCAGAGUCAGUCGCCCCCAGCAGAGUCAGUCGCCCCAUUAGAGUCCGUUCGCCCCCAGCAGAGUCAGUCGCCCCAGCAGAGUCAGUCGCCCCCAGCAGAGUCAGUCGCCCCCAGCAGAGCCACUCCUCGGCCUCCUCCUCUGCCCAUUCUCUCACCCCCCUCCUCGGCCCACCUCCUCGGCCCACUCCUCGGCCCCUCCUCGGCCCACCUCUCGGCCCCCCUCCUCUCGGCCCACCUCCUCGGCCCACCUCCUCGUGCCAUCUCCUCACCCCCUCCUCGGCCUCCUCGCGCACCUCCUCGGCCCCUCCUCUGCCCAUCUCCUCACCUCCUCCUCGGCCACCUCCUCGGCCAUCUCCUCACCCCCCUCCGGCCCCUCCUGGCCCACUCCUCGGCCCCUCCUCUGCCAUCUCCUCACCCCCUCCUCGGCCCACUUCCUCUGCCCAUCUCCUCACCCCCUCCUCGGCCCACCUCUCUGCCAUCUCUCACUCCCUCCUCGGCCCCUCCUCGGCCACCUCCUCGGCCCCUUCCCUCUGCCCAUCUCCUCACCUCUCUCGCCCACCUCCCUCUGCCCAUCUCCUCACCCCCCUCCUCGGCCACCUCCUCUGCCCUUCUCCUCACCCCCCUCUCGGCCCACCUCCUCUGCCCAUCUCCUCACCCCCCUCCUCGGCCCACCUCCUCGCCCACUCCUCGCCCCUCCUCGGCCCCCUCCUCGGCCACCUCGGCCCACUCCUCGGCCCCCUCCUCGGCCCCCUCUCGGCCACCUCAUCACCCACUCAUCACCACCUCCUCGGCCCUCCUCGGCCCACCUCAUCACUCACCUCAUCACCCACGCUCCUCGGCCCCAUCCUCGGCCCACCUCAUCACCCACCUCAUCACCCACCUCCUCGGUAUUCCACGGUACCAUUCUCAGUCUCCCAGUAUGUGUGACCGGAAGGAGUUCGUCUUUUCCUUCAACGCGAUGACGUCUUCAACGAUGCAUUCGCCCAGCAGCAGUUCCUACUAUCAUCACCAACAGGUCGCCUACCAGGACAUCAAGCCCUGCGUCAUGUGA
Molecule: messenger RNA, 2256 nt
Organism: Salvelinus sp. IW2-2015
Lineage: Eukaryota; Metazoa; Chordata; Actinopteri; Salmoniformes; Salmonidae
Source: RefSeq, a predicted model, not a curated record